CUCUGUGGCUGUGACACUAGGCGGAAAAUAGAAAUCGAUUAUUUGACACUUUUCAUAGUGCUUUCCUUUCACAAUCAUCAAUCGAGAAAUCGAGAUUACAAUACCGCUCGCGAUGUCAUGAAACCAAAUUUAAAUGAGAGCGCGCAGAUAAAUAAAUAAAUAAUAAGAUAACUAGCCACGUAUAGCACCUCAUCGUUCGUUGCCUUAUCAGUGUGCCUUAUUUCAAUACAUAUUUUGAAAGGUGUUCAUUGAUAAAUACAAUUUUUCUGUGUAGUUGACAGGGUACCGGGAAUACUAGAAAAGUAGAAAGUUUCGCCUGUUAAGUCAUUCCGAAGCAUACAGAUAAAUAUCAAUCAUGUCCAAGAUGAAUAUGAACUGCAGUAAUAGAGCAAUCAAAUAUCUUAUGUUUACCUUUAAUUUCAUGUUUGUGAUAACAGGCAUAAUAUUAAUAGGUGUUGGAGCAAAAGUAAAAUCCAACUAUGCUACGUAUGACAGUGCACUGGAUGGGAAGUAUUUCUCUCUACCAAAUCUACUUAUUGCCACUGGUGUCAUCAUAUUGUUGAUUUCAUUCCUAGGAUGCUAUGGUGCAAUGAAAGAAAACUGGAUAAUGCUCAUGGCGUUUUCAGUGCUACUAGGGGUUAUUUUUAUAUUUGAAUUCUCCGCUGGUAUAGCAGGUUAUGUUUUGAGGGACAAGACUUCAGCUUAUUUGGAACAAGAAUUGACACGAAGUAUGAAUUUAUAUACCAAAGAUAUAACAACAGCAAUCAUGUGGGAUACCAUACAAGAAGAGUUUGAAUGUUGUGGGGUGAAAAACUUUGGAGACUGGGAGGAGCAAACAUUUCAUAAUAAAUCCCUUCCAAUAUCGUGUUGCCCAAAGAAAGAAGGUGUCAUUGGAGUAUUUUACUGUAAUGCUGAACCAAUGGCCACUACAGUGCCAACUGGUAAAGAUGAUACUACGCCAUCUACGACACCUAAACCAUCUACGACACCUACACCAUCUACGCCUUCUACACUAUCUACAGAAUCGCCAACCAAAAAAAACGAAACUGAAUCAAGACAGAGAAGGGAUAUAGCAGGUGAUGCACCUACCACUACACAAUAUCCUGGUACCAGUACAUCACCGUAUCCUCGAGGUUGUGAAGCAGCAUUUGGCAGUUUUGUGAAGGCACAUGCAGUUGAUAUUGGGGGCCUUUGUUUUGCAUUGGCUGUUAUUCAGCUCAUUGGUAUCGGAUUCGCAUUCCAUUUGGCAAGGCAGGUGAAAAAUGGUUACUAUAGCACCUAAGUGAUCAGUUCCUAAGAAAUAUUCUAGUAACUACCAAAACCAUAGUAUCUUUUGAAAUGUGAACAUUUUUAGUUUAACGAGGCAACAGUACUUAAUUUGCGAUUGAUUUAUAGCUAUUAUGUGUACAUUAACUAGUUAAAAACAUUUGUGUGCUGUUAGUCAUGUUUAACUGCAGGGUUGAUUAAUAUCACUUCAUAACAGACUUUUCUCUGUCUCCUUAUUGUAAAAUAAUGAAUUGCAACAAAAACAUCCCGGUGUGGUAAAUUUUAGUUUGUCAGGUUUAGUUUGAAUGGUGAUUUUAAUUAGUGAAUCGAAACGUGACGUGUAAUUUAAUAUGGCGGUUGAUGGCACUCUGAGGUUUUGUUCAUUUUCGAAAAAAUGUGCUGAAUCCCAAAAAUGAUUUUCGAACACGUAACUUUGACAAAGCAUGUCCACUUCUGCUGAAGGAUAAUCGGUCGUGUGUCCAUAUUUUCCUACACGCUGUCACUUAUAACACAGGCUGUAGAAGUGGUCAUAGAAACAGUUAAACAUGAUUGCGCUAGUCGUCAAGCGAAAAUGACUGCCGAACUUUUACCUACAUGUACCUAGAUUGAUAACUUGAAGGUAAUAUUCAAGCCAUCAUCGGUCAUAUUGGAUAACGAGACUAGGAUUGACCAAUUAUUAGAUUAUAUUUAGUUCAUAGCCAAAAUAACAAGUUCCACUAUCACAGUAUAGAUUUGCAUAAGAUAGAAAUCACACUAAAGAUUUAUAAAGUUACCAUUUUUGCACAGUUUUAGUCUACUAAUAUUUUAUAUCCUUCACCAUGUUGUAGUCAUAAGGGAACAUAUUGUGAUUGAAGGUGUCAUAGCUAUAGCCUUAUAUGUGAAGUAUAGAUAGUAUUCAGUAUUUUGGGCCUACCAAAACAAAAUCUUACAAGCUAGCAUAAACUGUUGUUAUAGGAUAUAUUCGGAAUUUAGAAAUAUGCUAUGUUUUAAAAUAUCAAGACUACUUAUUAAUUGCAAAGGAAUUGAAAUAUAUCGGCUUGUGAUUCACUUUUUCAUACACAACAACGAUGGCAUCAUAGAUAUAUGAUGGCAUUGAACUAUUUGAUCUGGCUUUUUGGUUUUGAAUAGUUGGAAUAUUUUUAUUCAGUAUCGUCGGUUUGGAAGAAAGCUGUCACAAACUAGUUAUAUAGCUUUCGUUCGUCCGAUCUCAGGUGGCCAACUAUGGACAGCUGUUUCAUGCUAUUUGGCAACUCUUCAGCAAGAUGUAGGCUUGGUCUCGGUGGACAUCGAAUGAAAGCAUAUUAAUAGUUUGUUCAAUGGCGAGUAGGCUAGAGGACCAGAAUCGGCAGUAUCUAACGGCCACAGUGCUGGCCCGGCUGACAAUGCAAACUGACAUACAGUUCCAACAUACAGCUUGAUGCUUGACUUUCGCAGUGGUCGAUUCUGGUAAUAGACAAUGACUGUCUCAACACAAAAAUCAAUAAUAUUCAGCAGAAGGGUUUUAAAUAGUUCAUUAUCAAUGGGAAGUAUUGAGCCUCAAAUAAAUUGUAUGGCAUUAUUCCUGAUAUUAACUGAUUGAUUGAUUCUUUAUUUAUUCUUGAGAUCUCGACAAGAGAUAUAGAACAUGUCAUUCAAUUUAAAAUAAAGUACCAUGAAAUUACAUUGUCAGACAAGAAUUCAUUCACUGCAUAGCAGGUUUUGCUCAAUAAAAGUUACUUAAUAUUUUUCUUGAAAAUUCAGAUGUUGUAUUUAAUCUUGCUGGUAGUUUAUUAUAGAUCCUAAUAUCCAUAUGCUUUGGACUAUGUUCCGAUUUGGUAACCCUGUGUGAUGGAAAUUCCAGCAAAUAUGAGUUUCUAGUAGUAUGGUAUAGUGUACACUAUUCAGCACUUGAUGAAGUUCUUUGUUUGCUCUUGCAUAAGGUAAGGUAUACAUGUAUUCACAUACCAUAGUCAUGAUUCUAUGUAUUUGAAUACAUCAUAAUAUACAAUAUUAUGUUAUCACCACUUCCAUGUCUGCAGUAUUCCUCAGUUGGUUGAUACAAUAUGACACAGGAGCCAACUUUUUGCAUACAGUUUAAAAUCCAACAGUAUUCUGUAACUGAUCCAUUUCCGGGGAUUUUUAAUCUCAUUUCCAUCCCAAACCUGUCUUUUCGGACGGAGAAACAAAUAAGGUUGGUCUAUAGAAUUGCCAAAAUGGCGAUUUUUGAGUUGUGACAGUAGUUUGCUUCCAAGCUAACGAUAUGUUGUUACCCUUUUUCUACCGAAUAUGGAAUUAAUUUUCAAGAGAUAUAUAUUGAAUGUUUCUCCAAUAAUGGUCAAUGCCCUAUAUGACAUAUUCACCAAAAUAUAUUUUGUAAGAUUUUUGGUAGGCUAUCCAAGCUAUUAUUCCUCAAUGUUGGUUCACCUGACCCCUCGCUCCAACAUAGCUUUCCAGGUUUAAGUCGCUAGCAAGUAUGCGAUUUACCGAUCUCACUGCUGGCCACCGGCGAUGCGGUGUUGCCCUGUUUAACUCCGUAGUGAAAAAGAUACACGAGAAAGUAUAUUUGCUGACUUUCAUACACCAAGCUAAUUAUUUUUAUUGAAUAACCAAUAUUUUUACCCUUUUCAACAUUUGGGGUUGUUUACAUAUGUAUAAUGUAAAUUAAAUUAGGAUAAGUUGUUGUGAAUAUAUGUUUUCUUUAUUGUUAUGUUUACGAGAAUGCCUACUGAAUAAACAGUAUUUCAAACGGAA
Molecule: messenger RNA, 3996 nt
Organism: Acanthoscelides obtectus
Lineage: Eukaryota; Metazoa; Arthropoda; Insecta; Coleoptera; Chrysomelidae
Source: the annotation of a GenBank genome assembly